This is a messenger RNA of Cajanus cajan (pigeon pea), 1599 nucleotides long. Its product is annotated as transmembrane 9 superfamily member 11. Gene Ontology annotation, cellular component: membrane. Gene Ontology annotation, biological process: protein localization to membrane. The record is from RefSeq and is a predicted model, not a curated record. NCBI's taxonomy places the organism in Eukaryota, Viridiplantae, Streptophyta, Magnoliopsida, Fabales, Fabaceae.
CCAGCUCCCGAAGCAAAGUGAAACAAAACCGACCAUAGAUAUAAAUGUGCAAUCUCAGGCACCAAACUCUACAUUGUAGCAUUGCACGGUUUUGCAUUUCAUCAUUCCGAUUUUAAGCCCCUUAUUCUACAGUGCGUGAAGGACGUCUUCAUUUCUUUCAUGCGCUCGGACUUUUAAUCAAAACGCACAUUUCCUGCGCAUGAGAUCUGGCACGAAUCACCUGUGAAUCUUCCAAAGAUGGAAUCUUGUGGGCAAUUUGGGUUGUGGGUGGUCUUGAUCUUGUGCUUGACAUUUCAAAUUCAAUCCAAUUAUGCGUUUUACCUUCCGGGUAGUUAUCCUCACAAGUAUGGUGUCACAGAUGAGUUGUGGGUGAAGGUGAAUUCCCUCACUUCCAUUGAUACAGAGAUGCCCUUUAGCUAUUACAGUUUGCCCUUUUGCAAGCCUGAGGGUGGUAUCAAGGACAGUGCUGAGAACCUUGGGGAGCUCCUCAUGGGGGAUAGAAUAGAGAACUCUCCUUACAAGUUUAGGAUGUAUACGAAUGAGUCUGAUAUUUACUUGUGCCGGAUUGAGUCAUUGUCCGGGGAUCAGUUCAAGAUCUUGAAGGAGAGGAUUGAUGAGAUGUAUCAGGUUAAUUUGAUUCUUGAUAAUUUACCUGCUAUUCGGUUCACGCAGAAAGAGGGUUACUUCAUGAGAUGGACGGGGUUCCCUGUUGGUGUUAAGAUUGAUGAUGCAUAUUAUCUGUUUAACCACCUCAAGUUCAAUGUCCUUGUUCACAAGUAUGAGGAGACCAAUGUGGCUCGUGUAAUGGGGACUGGUGACGGUGCAGAAGUGAUCCCGGUUGGCAAGGAGGGAUCUUCUGAGAAUCCUGGAUACAUGGUUGUUGGGUUUGAGGUGAUUCCUUGCAGCAUUAUGCAUAAUGCUGAUUCUGUGAAAAACUUGAAGAUGUACAACAAGUAUCCCUCGUCUAUCCAAUGUGAUCCGGCCACUGUGGCAAUGCCUAUCAAAGAGGGUCAGCCUGUUGUUUUCACUUACGAGGUCACCUUUGAGGAGAGUGACAUCAAGUGGCCUUCUAGAUGGGACGCCUACUUAAAGAUGGAGGGUGCUAAAGUGCAUUGGUUCUCUAUCCUUAAUUCACUUAUGGUGAUCACUUUUCUUGCUGGUAUUGUUCUUGUGAUCUUCCUGAGGACUGUUAGGAGGGAUCUGACCCGUUAUGAGGAGCUUGAUAAGGAGGCACAAGCACAGAUGAAUGAAGAGUUAUCUGGUUGGAAGCUUGUAGUGGGAGAUGUUUUCCGUGCACCAUCGAAUCCUGCUCUGUUGUGUGUGAUGGUUGGGGAUGGAGUUCAGAUUCUUGGUAUGUCUGUUGUGACAAUAUUGUUUGCUGCACUUGGAUUCAUGUCACCAGCAUCCCGCGGAACGCUGAUCACAGGAAUGCUGUUUUUCUAUAUGAUACUUGGUAUUGCUGCUGGUUAUGUCUCAGUUCGGAUGUGGAGGACAAUUGGAUUCGGCGAUCAGAAGGGUUGGGUUUCAAUAGCGUGGAAGGCCGCAUGUUUCUUCCCAGGCAUUUCCUUUAUGAUAUUAUACCGAUUUAUUCUAGACUAA